CCUCAGUUCUUCUUUGCCCGGCCUUCGGUGUCGCGGACGCCAUGAACAAGAAGAAGAAGCCGUUCUUGGGCAUGCCCGCCCCGCUUGGCUACGUGCCAGGGCUGGGCCGAGGUGCUACUGGCUUUACCACCCGGUCGGACAUUGGGCCUGCCCGGGAUGCAAAUGACCCUGUGGAUGACCGCCAUGCUCCACCAGGCAAGAGGACUGUUGGGGACCAGAUGAAGAAAAACCAAGCUGCGGAUGAUGACGAUGAGGACCUGAAUGACACCAAUUAUGAUGAGUUUAAUGGUUAUGCUGGGAGCCUUUUCUCAAGCGGGCCCUAUGAGAAAGACGAUGAGGAGGCAGACGCCAUUUAUGCGGCUCUGGAUAAGAGGAUGGAUGAAAGAAGAAAAGAAAGAAGGGAGCAAAGGGAAAAAGAGGAAAUUGAGAAAUACCGUAUGGAACGCCCUAAAAUCCAGCAACAGUUCUCGGACCUGAAGCGGAAGCUGGCCGAGGUCACAGAAGAAGAGUGGCUGAGCAUCCCUGAGGUGGGUGAUGCCAGGAAUAAGCGCCAGCGGAAUCCGCGCUACGAGAAACUGACCCCCGUUCCUGACAGCUUCUUCGCCAAGCAUUUACAGACUGGAGAGAACCACACGUCAGUGGAUCCCCGACAAACUCAAUUUGGUGGUCUUAACACGCCCUACCCAGGUGGCUUGAACACCCCAUACCCAGGUGGGAUGACGCCGGGAUUGAUGACUCCCGGCACAGGUGAGCUGGACAUGCGGAAGAUCGGCCAAGCGAGGAACACGCUGAUGGACAUGCGGCUGAGCCAGGUGUCUGACUCGGUGAGUGGGCAGACUGUGGUCGAUCCCAAAGGCUACCUGACGGACUUGAACUCCAUGAUCCCCACACAUGGAGGGGACAUCAAUGACAUAAAGAAGGCACGGCUGCUGCUCAAAUCAGUGCGGGAGACGAACCCUCAUCACCCCCCAGCCUGGAUUGCCUCAGCCCGCCUGGAGGAGGUCACGGGGAAGCUGCAGGUGGCUCGGAACCUCAUCAUGAAGGGAACAGAGAUGUGCCCCAAGAGUGAAGACGUCUGGCUAGAAGCAGCCAGGUUGCAGCCUGGGGACACAGCCAAGGCUGUGGUUGCCCAGGCUGUCCGUCACCUCCCACAGUCUGUUCGGAUUUACAUCAGAGCAGCAGAGCUUGAGACAGACAUUCGCGCCAAGAAGCGGGUUCUUCGGAAAGCCCUUGAGCACGUUCCAAACUCGGUUCGCUUGUGGAAGGCCGCUGUGGAGCUGGAGGAGCCAGAAGAUGCCAGGAUCAUGCUCAGCCGUGCCGUGGAGUGCUGCCCCACCAGUGUGGAGCUCUGGCUUGCACUGGCGAGGCUUGAGACCUAUGAAAAUGCCCGUAAGGUCCUAAACAAAGCCCGAGAGAACAUUCCUACAGACCGGCACAUCUGGAUCACAGCUGCCAAGCUCGAGGAGGCCAACGGGAACACACAGAUGGUGGAGAAGAUCAUCGACCGCGCCAUCACUUCGUUGCGGGCCAACGGCGUAGAGAUCAACCGUGAGCAGUGGAUCCAGGAUGCUGAGGAGUGUGACAAGGCUGGCAGUGUGGCCACCUGCCAGGCGGUCAUGAGGGCUGUGAUUGGCAUUGGGAUCGAGGAGGAGGACCGGAAGCAUACCUGGAUGGAGGAUGCCGACAGCUGUGUGGCCCACAGCGCCCUGGAGUGCGCCCGCGCCAUCUAUGCCUACGCCCUGCAGGUGUUCCCCAGCAAGAAGAGCGUGUGGCUGCGAGCUGCAUACUUUGAGAAGAACCAUGGCACCAGGGAGUCUCUGGAGACGCUCUUGCAGCGGGCUGUGGCCCACUGCCCCAAGGCUGAGGUGCUAUGGCUCAUGGGAGCCAAGUCCAAGUGGCUGGCAGGAGAUGUGCCUGCUGCAAGAAGCAUCCUGGCUCUGGCCUUCCAGGCCAACCCUAACAGUGAGGAGAUCUGGCUGGCUGCUGUGAAACUGGAGUCGGAGAAUAACGAAUAUGAGCGUGCCCGGAGACUGCUGGCCAAGGCGCGGAGCAGUGCCCCCACUGCCCGGGUGUUCAUGAAGUCUGUGAAGCUGGAGUGGGUGCUGGGGAACAUUGCUGCCGCCCAGGAGCUGUGUGAAGAGGCUCUGAAGCACUAUGAGGACUUCCCCAAGCUCUGGAUGAUGAAGGGGCAGAUCGAGGAGCAGGAGGAACUGACUGAGAAGGCCCGGGAGGCUUACAGCCAGGGGUUAAAGAAGUGUCCCCACUCCACACCCCUGUGGCUUUUGCUUUCUCGGCUGGAAGAGAAGGUGGGACAGCUAACCCGAGCACGAGCCAUCCUGGAGAAAUCUCGUCUGAAGAACCCGAAGAACCCUGGCCUCUGGUUGGAAUCCGUACGGCUGGAGUACCGGGCAGGGCUGAAGAACAUCGCUAACACGCUUAUGGCAAAGGCACUGCAGGAGUGUCCCAACUCAGGCAUCCUGUGGUCUGAAGCCAUUUUCCUUGAGGCCAGACCCCAGAGGAAGACCAAGAGUGUGGAUGCCCUGAAGAAGUGUGAGCACGACCCGCAUGUGCUCCUGGCGGUGGCCAAGCUCUUUUGGAGUGAGCGGAAGAUAACCAAAGCCAGGGAGUGGUUCCACCGCACUGUGAAGAUCGACUCGGACCUGGGGGAUGCCUGGGCCUUCUUCUACAAGUUUGAGCUUCAGCACGGCACGGAGGAGCAGCAGGAGGACGUGAGGAAGCGCUGCGAGAACGCGGAACCGCGGCAUGGGGAGCUGUGGUGUGCUGUGUCCAAGGACAUUGCCAACUGGCAGAAGAAGAUUGGAGAGAUGCUGGUGCUGGUGGCUGCUCGCAUCAAGAACACCUUCUAG
This is a messenger RNA of Chrysochloris asiatica (Cape golden mole), 2867 nucleotides long. RefSeq names its product pre-mRNA processing factor 6 (gene PRPF6). The transcript is spliced from 21 exons. Bases 42 to 2867 code for a protein of 941 amino acids. NCBI's taxonomy places the organism in Eukaryota, Metazoa, Chordata, Mammalia, Afrosoricida, Chrysochloridae. Gene Ontology annotation, molecular function: protein binding. Gene Ontology annotation, biological process: spliceosomal tri-snRNP complex assembly; mRNA splicing, via spliceosome. The record is from RefSeq and is a predicted model, not a curated record. Gene Ontology annotation, cellular component: catalytic step 2 spliceosome; U4/U6 x U5 tri-snRNP complex.